Molecule: messenger RNA, 1434 nt
Organism: Plasmodium adleri (nom. inval.)
Lineage: Eukaryota; Apicomplexa; Aconoidasida; Haemosporida; Plasmodiidae
Product: conserved Plasmodium protein, unknown function
Exons: 1
Coding region: 1-1434 (477 amino acids)
Source: RefSeq, a predicted model, not a curated record
AUGACAAACUCAAUAUAUGAUAAAUCUAAUAGCUCCAAAAGUGCUUUUUCUAUCAAUUCAGAAGUUAAUAAACUGUCCAAGGAUACCACUCUUGUUACGGAGAGAAGUGCUAAAGAUAUAAUUACAAAAAAUGUGCCACCUGUUGAAGAAAAGCCAUUAAAUGAAGUACUUUAUAAUGUUAGUUAUAAUGAUUCAUGUAAAUAUAACUUUCCAAAUAAUAAUAUAGCAGAAUCAUUUAUGGAUGCACGAGAUACAAAUAAUUAUGAAAACAUUAUAUUAAAAAAAGGAUUAUCUGAAAAGGAAUAUUUAUAUAGCAACCCAAAUAAUAAUAAUAAUAAUAAUAAUAUGGAUAAUAUAAAUAAUAUUAUGCCUCAUCAUAAUAAUAAUUAUUUUAAUAUGUACACAUUGGAUAAUAAAAUGUUCAUGAAAAAAAGUCAAAACAAUAUGAGUGAUCCCAAUAAUAAUAUUACAUAUAAUAUGAUUAAUAAGGAAGGUAUAUGGAAUAUGAAAGAAUAUCCUUCUAAUUUAGAAAACUAUGAUUAUGUAGAUAUUCCAAAUUUUCCAUACCAAAAGAAUAAACAAUUAUAUAGUGCAAAUAAUAUUGUAUCUCCUUUAUGUGGAGGAAAUUAUAAUAUACAACAAAAAGGUGAUUCAACAAAUGGAUAUUUAAAAUAUGAUGCUCCUUUAGGUAGAAUAAAAUCAUAUAACAAUUUGGAUUCAUUUCAAUUACAAUCUUUAUCUAGUCCAUCUUACCAUAAUAAUAAUAUACCGUUUGAUGCAUUUCAAAAUAAGACACUCAAUAUGCCAUAUAUAUUAAAUGAUCAAAAUAAAGAAUAUUUAUAUCCAUAUAUAAAUAAAGGAAUGAAUGAAAUAAGUAAUGAUUAUAAUAAGAUGAGUACGAAUAAAUUUAUAUCACCAAAUUAUGAGUACCUCCUUAUGUUAAAUCCGAGAUCUUCAUAUGAUAUACUUAAUUAUAUAAAUGAAAAUAAAUUAGAAAUAUUUAAAAAAGUUACAUUAUCCAUAGGAACAUAUUUAGAUGAUAUGAUAAAUAUAAUGAUUGCUAUGUUAGAAACAUCAUAUAAAUCUAUCCAAAAUAAUAGAAAUAAAAAUAAAGUAAACUUGUAUGAUCUAUAUCCUUUUUAUAAUCCUGACCAAAACUAUGCAAGAAAAGAAAGACCUACAUUAAAAACGGGUAGUACAUUUCUUGAUAAAAUUAAUUCUACAUUAGAUGCUACAACAUUAGAAAAACAUAAAAAUGUGCCUAAAUAUUUAGGAAGGAUUCCAAUACCUAAAACUCAGAAAACGGGAAGUAUAGUUAUGGAUGGAAUAAAUAAUAUGUUAGAUGGAUUACUGGAUGAACCUAUAUCUUAUCACAAGUAUGAUUAUUUUAGUGAUAAAAUCAAAGAGCCACGCGAAAUAAAACAAGCAAUAUGA